AUGGCCGAGACACCCGUCAUCCAAGUGCUGGACAAGGAGCACUACUUCACCCAGAAGCUCAUCCCCCUCCCGGAUGUGCUGCCCUACCCACAACUCGGGCCCUCUUCGCUACGACUUAGAACAAAGGCAUUCACUCUAUCGGCUAAUAACUUUGUCUACUGCAAGAUUGGGUUUGCGCUGGGAUGGUGGAGCUUCCACCCUCUCCCACCGAGCACACCAGCACCGUACAAUGACUCUGCCGUGUAUGGACGCACCAAUGCUUGGGGAUACAUGGAGGUGAUUGACUCCACCCUAUCCGCCGUGCCCAAAGGCAGCUUUCUAUUCGGCUACCUUCCCAUUGGCACAUUGGCCCAGGACGUUCAGUUUGAAGUCGGCUCGACGCCCGGCCAAGUGGUAGCCACGAGCCCUCACCGCCGGGAGCUGAUGACCAUCUACAAUCACUACACCGUCAGCGGACCUGAGACGGGAUCGGCCUUGGAAGCGAAGACGCCAGAGGCAGGGCUGGAUGUGGUCCUCCGAGUCAUGACGGAGACGGCCUUCCUCCUCAACAAGUUUGUCUUUGCGGGAAAUCCCCAGGAGACCGUGAAGCCUGCAGCCCAGCCCAUGAACUGGACCAGCGAAAGGGCCGACCUCACAGACGCGACGCUGAUUUUCCUGGCGCCAGGAUCCAAGGUGGCGCUGAUUCUCGCUCAGCUCAUCAAGAAUGAUCGAUCCAGUUCAAAGCCGAAGCGAGUAAUUGGUGCCGCGAGCGAUUAUUCCAAGGCCUUUGUGGAAACGACCGGGAAGUACGAUACCGUGGUGUCCACGAGCGAGUCGCCGGCGGAAUUCCUGCCAAAGCUGGGCGUCGACCCCGCUGACAAGGUGAUCCUCGUUGACUUUGGCGGCAGGGCAGGCCUGGGGCAGAAGUGGACGUCGGCCAUCGCCCCGGCUUACAAGAACUUCCUGCUGUUCUUGGUUGGCUCGGAACUUUCUGAGGUGUCACAGGCCAACACGCUGAAGGCCUUGGCCGUCCAGAAGCCCGACUUUGCGAUCCAGGUCAACGCCUCUGACAUGAGAGAGGAGGUAAUCAAGAAGGUGGGCGAGGCGGAGUACCUGGCUGGCCUGAGUAACGCAGUGAAAUCUGUUCAGUCGGCGGGGAUCAACGGCCUCAAGGUGACAUGGGGUGAGGGCAUGGAGGAUGCAGCCAAAGGCUGGGACCGUCUGGCCAAGGGCGAAGUUGGCGCCGAUGAAGGCUUGGCUUUUCUUGUGUAG
This is a messenger RNA of Clonostachys rhizophaga, 1251 nucleotides long. NCBI's taxonomy places the organism in Eukaryota, Fungi, Ascomycota, Sordariomycetes, Hypocreales, Bionectriaceae. The record is from the annotation of a GenBank genome assembly.